Psylliodes chrysocephalus is the source of this 3004-nucleotide messenger RNA. NCBI's taxonomy places the organism in Eukaryota, Metazoa, Arthropoda, Insecta, Coleoptera, Chrysomelidae. The record is from the annotation of a GenBank genome assembly.
UAGAAAUAUUUUCAUGGUUAAUGAGUAAUAAAAAUAUUUGAACUAAUAAUGAUUAAUCCUAAAGCAGCAUUUACAAUGAGUCUCCAGGCAGAGUUGUAUUUUCGAAGUAAUAUACUUUAUACAAAUUAAAUGACAAAUUGUAUUCUUUAUUAUAGAUUUGUUUGGGUAACUGUCAGUAUUAAAUCUAGUAUGGUAAAAAUAUUUCAACUAAUUUCUUAUCAAAAAAUUAAAACUUAAAAUCAGAUAAAAAUAAGAUAGAACAUUCUACAUUCCGAUUGGGUUAAAAAACGCGAGAUCAAUAUUUUUAUUUUUAGGCAAUAUUUUUAAUUUUACAAAUUUAGAAUGUAUAUACCACAAAUAAAACUGUUUUAUAUAAAUUUUUUAGUUGAAAAAGUCUGAAACAGACUCUGAAGAGGCCAGUUACAAGACAUCAUCGGUGAGUUGGAUUCCACCUAGUAUUGAAAGCAGCGACAGUUUUACUACGGAAAGUACAGAAAGUAAAUCGAAACAAUUUUAUCCAAAUAAAAUUAUCAGUAAUUGUGAAUUAUUAUUGGAAUCUCCAAAUUUAAAAAAGACAGUUAGUAGUGCGAACGAUAAGCAAAAAAGUAAUGAAAGCGGUGAAGUAGAAACAGAAAAUGUUUUUACAUUUAAAGAAAAUUACAUAGAAAACCAUCCUGAAAUAGAAACAGAAAAUAGGUCUAAACCUGAAGAAAAUAUCAAUACUGAAGUAGGAAUAGAAAAAAGCUCUAUUCCUAAAGAAAAUUACAUAGAAAAUAACAAUGCUGAGGUAGAAACAGUUUCUAAAAACAAUAAAAGAAGAGAAAUGAAGGAUAAGGAAAAUCCUAACCAAGAUCAAAAUAAAAUAAUAAAUAAAAAUGUAUCUACAAUUAGAAAAUAUGUUCCGAUUGAUGUAAUGAAUUCUGGUCAUAAAAUAGAAGUAAGUCACCGAGAAGCACGUAUUUGGGAUAAAAGAGAUCGUUGUCCAUAUUGCAAUUUAGAUGUGACAAACUUCUCCAGGCAUUUAUUUCGGAAGCACCCUCAAGAAGAAAGUGUAGCUAAAAUAGAAGAAAUUUCUAAAGGCAAUCCAAGAAGAAAACAGAUGAUCGAAUUAUUAAGAAAACAAGGGAAUUUUUCUCUAUACUCUGAAAAUAUAAUACGGCCCGUUCAAAGAUUAUCUUCAACAAAUUUUAAAGAUGAUUUGACAUUUUUGCCCUGCACAUAUUGCAAGGGAUUAUAUAGAAAAACCUCCCUUUCGAGACAUGCUAAAAUUUGUGUUUUUAAUAAUAAAAAUAAAAGCACUGUCAGGCGAUACCCAAGUGAAGCUCAGACCCUGCUUGCAUUUACAGAAUCAAGAAAACCAUUUUUAGAUCAACUACGUUUGAAAAACGAAGUAUUUCAAACAAUGCAUGCGGAUCGAAUUUCUUUAAUUAGUAAAGGUGAUCCCAUAAUAUGCCAAUAUGGAGAUGAUUAUUUAAAAAAACAUAAACGGCCUCAUAUUAAAAAUUUAGUUAGCAACAAGAUGAGAGAAAUGGGAAGGCUGUUAAUACAUUUAAAGGAUGUGUAUAAUAUACAGUCAAUUUUGGAGACAUUAAAACCGCAACAUUUUGACAAAGUGGUUUCAGCAGCUAGAAUUACAGCAGGUUAUUGCGAAUUAACAAAACAAUUUAGGGCACCUUCUUUAGCUUCUCAUUAUCAUACAAACUUAUUAGCUAUUUGUUCAACGGCAACCACAUUGCUACUAAAACAAAAUCCAAUCCUUCCAGUAAAAAACUACAGUGAAACAUUAAAAGAUGUUGAUAAUUUUCGUACUUUAGUCAAAUCGAACUGGAAGUUUGAAAUGGGGAGUUUAGCCAUUAAGGAUUUAACCGAAAAACAUGCCCUUACACCACAAAUAUUACCCGUAACCGAAGAUGUCGUAUUAUUUAAUAAUCACUGUUACAAAAUAGCUGACGAAUCUGCAAAUCAUCUUCAAAAUAAUUUGGAGAACAUUGACGCGUUUAAAACUCUCUCAGAAACUAUUUUAGCUCUGACUAUAUCGUUAAAUCGAAAAAGGGUAGGAGACGUGCAGUAUAUAAAACUGGAAUCAUAUCAAAGUACAACACAAAAGACAGUGGAUUGCCUUGGAGUUUUAACAGAAUGCGAAAAAGCACUAACAAGUCAUUUCAAACGAAUCAUAACUAUAGGAAAAGGAAGUAAACCUGUUCCAAUACUUUUCCCGAAGAAAAUACAAGGUUAUAUUGAGGUGAUGUUAAAAUGCAGAAAUAGCACAACUUUUAUUCCAAAGGAAAAUCCAUUUUUGUUUGCUUUGGUGGGCAGUAUAUCAAGAUGGAUAGAUGCUUCUAGAGUCUUAAAAAAAUAUGCAAUUUCUUCCGGAGCAAAAAAUCCUGAAACAAUUACGUCCUCCCGCUUAAGAAAGCAAAUAGCUACUUUUCUGCAAAUUUUAAGCCUUAGUGAGGCAGAAAUGGAACAAAUGGCUACGUUCAUGGGCCACACCAAGAAAACUCACGAAGAAUUUUACAGAUUACCGCAGGAACUUUAUCAAACAUCAAAAAUUGCCAAGUUAUUACUCACUAUGAUGAAUAAAGGAAUAAGUAAACAAGAUCAAGGAAAAACCAUCAAUGAGCUAGAUAUUGCAUUAAACACGUGGGAGACAAAUGAAGCUGAAGUAACUCAGUCAGGUGCGGUUAUGAGUCCAGAAACAGAGGGAAAUGAUCCUGUAUCUAGUAACACCAAAAAUGAUGAGACAGAAGUUUCCUUAAAUAUGGAUUUACAUCUGCCAGAAAAAACCAAAUAUGUAGGCAAGGAAAAAAGAACCAGAGGGACGUGGACGUCUAAACAAAAACAGAUUUUGUUGAAAUAUUUUAAAAAUCAAAUCAACAAUAAAGUCACUCCCAGAAAGAGUGACUGUUUGAAAUUUAAAGAAAAAAAUUUGGAAGUAUUUGAAGAAAAGACUUGGUUACAAAUUAAAGUAUUUGUAUACAACAGCUUUAAAAACACGAAAUAA